GUGGGGGUGUGGUGAGGUUAAGAGGGUGUGUGAGCAGGCAUUGGGAGGUAUUAGCUGGCAAGGGCACCAAGUACCACGUGUGUGUAUGUGUGUGCUUCUGAGGGGGGGCUGGUAGAUGGAGAUGAAGGAGAUGGUCUAGUGCCAGGGAGAUGUGUUGCUCCGAAAUUUGUCCGAGAUUUCGUUUUGAUCAGUUCGCCCAAAUCUAUGGUUUUAUUUUUGGUGGGGGGGCUUCGUUGUUUGGGGUAUACUCAGACAAACAGGCAGACAGACUGGAGCACCGCCAAGGCUUCUCGGGAAGGUUGCCAUGCCGAGAGAGAGAGAGAGAGAGCAGAGAGGGAGAGGAAGAGAGAAAAGCCAGGCGAGACUUGGCAGGGUUCUAUAGCAGCUCCCUUUGUCUGUUUGCUCAGCUUUGCGCUAAGGAAAUCAAAAAUACCCAGGGUGUAGGAGCUCUGCUUCAAUGCGAAAAAACAAAACCAAACAAGAAAACAAGGUGAGAACUACUUUGAAAAAUUUUAGGUUGCAGAGGGUGAAUGGGUGCGCAAGCAGAGUUACCAAAAAGCGAUUUUGUAAUUCUAGCAAAACUACACAAUGCUGAUUUUUGACUGGAGCAAGUUUCUUGAGCCAAGACAUGACCAUGUAAUUUCAACUAAACCUGUCUUUGUAUUUUCAAGGCGACUGAAGCCGCCAUCGCUGACGCAUCUGCCUUCUCGGUCUAUGUCUUUGAACACAUAUACUCUCAAAAGUGGACCUGGCUAUUUUCCAUGAAGGGCUGCCAGAACGUUUGUAGCCAAGCAAGUGUCAAGAAGUUUUUGCUUUUUCAUUGAUUGAACUUUAAGUUGCCAUCAUUACAUCAAUGGGAGUAAAUUUUACCUUCAAAAGUUUUGUAAUGGUAAAAAUCACUGCCUGCAAUGCACCGCCAGGGUCCGAGUGGACAUAAUUGGCCAAAAUAUUAAGUUUUCUCACCUCCCUAACUGCCUCUGUAAUUGCUAAGUUGGUCCCUUUGUGAGAGGGGUCUACAGCGAAACAGCAGCAACUGGUUACUAAGGCCAAGUGCUAUUAGACCAAGCUUUAGAGUUCCAUUGUUUCUAGUAGUUGGAAAAACUGAAGAAAAUCUUACAAUAUCUCGUGUUCAAAGGACUGAGAUUCUCCAAUGUUUGGAUUUGAGAUCUGAGGCCAAUGGAUCUGCAGUAGUCUAUGUGGAGGCACUGAACUCUUGCCUCUUGCUGCCUACUCUGUUAAAAGACAGGUUUACAGCUCUGAGUGGUUUUCUGUAAUUUUUUCAAGACCAAGGAUUCUCAGCUUCAAAAUGAGAGUAGUUCUGUCUAAGCCAAGCACCACGUCAAUGGCAACAGGACAGUACCGCCGUUCCCAGCGGGGCUGCAGAUGGCUAUGUUUGGAAUGGGCUGUUUUUGGGGAGCAGAAAGGAGGUUCUGGAAGCAGGCGGGCGUCUACUCCACCCAGGUGGGCUACGCCGGAGGCUUCACCCCGAACCCCACCUAUGAAGAGACCUGCACAGAGGCAGGGCUGUGUAGAAUGCAGAGGUCAACACCGAGUUUGCCAGGGAGCUGUCCAUCUGCUGGUGCUGAAACCGCUCACUGCUACUACCGCUGGAGCUGCAGGUCACUGUGCCUUAAACCCAACGUCCCAAAUUCAUAUUUACCGCCGCAUUAGUAAUAGUUCACCAAGAGCGCUGAAAAUGUAUCAUUCCGACCCACACAUUAUCUUGUCCUGUCUUCGCCAUGAACUGGACCUCAGAAGCCUGCUGAGACAGACAGACAGUCAGGCAGACAGACAGAAUCUUCAUUCAAUAUGAGCCAUGACCCUCGGGCACAUCAGCCUAUAUAGAAUGCAUGUACCUGUCCAGACCACGGAGAGAGAGAGACCGGGAUCAUCCAAACAUGGCUGGUCAACUGGGUCCAGGUGACCAUGAUCUCUGCACCCAGAGCCUUCUGGGAAACAUGAGGAGAGGGGUGGAGGAGAGGUGUGAAGGAGGUGUGAAGAGGUGGGGGUUAGAAGAGAGAUUUGAGCCUGUGAGGGGGGAGAACUGUACACACAUACACACACACAUGCACACGAACACACACGCACACACACACACACAUAAGAUCACACGUUAACACGGCAAGCAGACAGCACUAAUCCCAGCAGAGGCUCUGCAGUGCGCAGAUUGGAAGGAGAUCCUCUGUCAACAUGGGAUUAGGGGCUGCAGGAAUGCACACACACAUACACACACACACACACAUACACGCACACACAGAAAAUCACAGUCUCCGUUUAGUGGGUCAAUCAAAUGUACAUUUUGGUCACUUCCAAUUUGAAGAAAUAUUUUUGUUUCCGGUCACAGAGUGCAGUGGCAGUUGGAGAGUGAUGGCAAAUGGACUUAUGUCUUCUGCUGAGCUUCAUGUUGGCAGCCAUCUUGCCUAUGUUCCCCUGAGCUGCCAGCAGUAAAGAUGGCUGUGUGUGUGUGUGUAUAUACAUCUCAUACGUCCUUCAGCUCACCCUGAGCCCUCAGCUCCACUGCCUGGCCAACUGAGUGAAGGAGCCACCAGAUGGAGGAAAAUGGGGCAGGAGGACUGGAUUUGUGAAACUAUGCGUGUGUGUGUGUGUGUGUGUGUGUGUGUGUGCACUAUAUUAUACACCAUCCUAAUUGUGUCUCAUGCACUCCCUCAUACCUCAGACUGUCUCCAGGGCAUGGCUGUGUUCUGCAAGCAGGUAUAUUGUAUAGUUCCUCUGUAGCUUCAGCCAGUAAUGACAGUGACCCUACAGGUUAGUUCUUAUUACUUUUUUAAUAUCCCAGCUGUAGAUGUGCUGCAGAUAGUGGAGAACACAGCCUCGUGAGCUGAUCAUAUUAAAUACCCACCGAUCUCAGUGGAAUAAACUCAUCUCGCUAGAAACGUCUUGAAUUCUGAAUAGAAGAGCUGGCCUUGGAGAAGCUGUUUUCUUCUCACCUGAUGUUCCAGUGAAACAUGGAGGAUGUCUGUCUCCACUAGAGUAGGGACUCAACUGUCCGGGAGCGAGGCUAAGAGAGACAGAAUGAGACAGGGAGAGAGAAGGGGGUCAGAGUGAAAGAGAAUCCCCAACCACAUCUCUAUGCAAUCAGCCCGUCUUGUUCUGUAGUCCCCAGCCCGUGUGAUUGGAGGACACUCCUGGCGCCUGAAGCCCUGGGACGGCUUCCUCAAUCAUUCUUAACCCCUCGCUUCCGGUACUCGAGUUUAACUCGCCGAUCUGCCGAUCUAGAGUCAGCUGAUCCUAACCAUAACCAUAAGUGUAAGGGAAUAUCUGAUCCUGAGCCAGUGGAUGGGGUCGACCUCCCCGCUUACUCCUCAAAACCUCCCCAUCUGCCCCG
Molecule: messenger RNA, 3346 nt
Organism: Esox lucius (northern pike)
Lineage: Eukaryota; Metazoa; Chordata; Actinopteri; Esociformes; Esocidae
Gene: msraa
Product: methionine sulfoxide reductase A
Exons: 4
Coding region: 1307-1813 (168 amino acids)
Biological process (GO): cellular response to oxidative stress
Cellular component (GO): cytoplasm
Molecular function (GO): peptide-methionine (S)-S-oxide reductase activity
Source: RefSeq, a predicted model, not a curated record